Messenger RNA from Gryllus bimaculatus (two-spotted cricket), 4304 nucleotides. The record is from the annotation of a GenBank genome assembly. Lineage: Eukaryota; Metazoa; Arthropoda; Insecta; Orthoptera; Gryllidae.
AGAAGGCGGGCUGUAAGCGAGCGAGGCCGAGGCGAUGAGUGGGUUGGGGUCGGGAGCGGUCGGGAGGCGUUGAGCGCGCAGGAGUGGAGUUGAGGAGGAAUGCGAUGACGCGUAUCUGAAGUUGACGUUUGUUGGCCACGAGUUGUGGCAACUUUUUCAUCGUUUAUAACCACUUUUCCCAGCAGAAAAAAAAUGAUCUGAACGCAUAUGGUGCACAUGUGCUGAAUGGUGAAAAUUUUUAUCAACUUUUUCUGUUUUGAGAAUGAGUUCACGGACAUAAUCUAAGCGAUGACUCAUGGAGACGUCGAUCUGUCAAAUGAAUCCGGUUGGGUGUAUGGGUUGAUGUUUGCGAUAAGAAGUCGAAAAACGAAAUCUAAGGAACUGUUACUCGACAUAUCAGAAGAAAGUUAUGAGUUGGAAUAGAGAAGACGGAAGUUGUAUCUAAAGAAUGUAAUGAAAUGGCCCAUUGUUCAUUCCAUAUGUUAAUGUGACAGUCCAUUAGUUUGUGUUCCAUUCUUUGAACAUUUCUUGCAAAACGUAUGAAAUGAUCAGCAUGUUGUGAAACAGUAUUCCUUGCUUUGUGAGUUAAAUACCAGAUAGAAAUGGAUGAUACAGGAUCAGCCUCUUUGCCAAGUAGCAUUGAAGACAAAAAUGCAAAGCCAGUUGAUUGGGCUAGGUAUGGCCUAGGCAAUUCACCUCUUCAUAGAGCAAAUGGAAAUACUAGUUCUACGAAUAACAAGUUUGUAUCUGGCAGUGGUGUGCAUUAUACAGUUGGUGGUCAGGAAGUUUCAGAAAUUAAUGAACUGUACACAGAAGAGCAGGGUGACAGACCGUGGUGGAAAUCAAACUUCUUUAUCUCUGAACCUGUACUAUUUGGUCAGUGGGAUGGCGUAUUCACAUCAUGUCUCAUCAAUAUUUUUGGAGUUAUAGUCUUUCUUCGUUCAGGUUGGAUUGUGGGUCAAGCUGGAGUCUUAUGUGCAGUUCUUAUUGUUAUUGCUACAGUUGCUGUAGCAUUGGUAUCGGUUCUUUCUGCAGUAGGCAUCUGUGAACGAUGUCGCAUGGAAAGCGGAGGAGUUUACUUUCUGAUGGCCCAUGUACUUGGUUCAAAAUUUGGAGGUGCUCUGGGUCUUUUGUACGUUUUUGGACAGGCUGUGGGUUGUGCACUGUAUGUGCUUGGCUUUGGAGAGUCUAUGGCAGGACUGGUGGGCUUAGAAUCACCUUGGGCACAACGUGGAUUUGCUAGUGCUGCUGUUCUUUUGCUUGGUGUUAUCAAUAUUGCUGGUGUGAAGUGGGUGGUCAAACUCCAGUUUGCACUGCUAAUAAUUCUGCUAUUAGCUGGUUUGGACUUUGCUGUUGGUAGUUUUGUACACACUGACAUAGAGAGUGGUUUUGAAGGCUGGCUUUCGCAGAAUUUGGCAAGAAACAUGUAUCCAGAUUACAAAGAUAACUACAAUUGGUUCACUGUGUUUGGAGUCUUUUUUCCUACUGUAACUGGUGUGAUGGCUGGAAUUAACAUGAGUGGUGAUUUACGAAAUCCUUCUCGUGACAUUCCUAAUGGUACUCUUGCUGCAAUUGGUACAAGCACAUUCCUGUACUUGGUUUUUGUCUUAGUUUUGGGUUCUACUUGUGAAAGACAAGCUCUUAUGAGUGAUUUUAUGAUAACUGCAAAAGUAUCUGCUGUGCGAGUUCUUCUUUUAGCUGGCUUAUACGUAUCUUCAAUGUCCAGUUGUCUUGCUGCUAUGUAUGGUACUCCAAGAGUUUUGCAAUCUAUUGCAAAUGAAAAUGUCAUUCCAUUUAUACAAAUUUUGGGAAGAGGGCGUGGGCCAAACAAGGUUCCUGUCUACUCCAUGGCUGUUGUUGCGGUCACUAUUGUCACUUUUAUUCUGGUUGGACAAAUUAACACUUUGGCACCAGUGGUUACCAUGCCCUUUUUGCUUACAUAUGCUGCCAUUGACUACUCAUAUUUUGCCCUUGCACAAACUUUUGACAUUCAACUUCGGAGAGAAGAAAGAUUCAGAGCUCGGGAAUUCUUGAGUCCAACUUUUGCCUCAAGUCCAAGUGGUGGAGGUGGAGGUUAUGGUGCUACCGAGAGUGGACAUUCUGAGGCUAUAGAUCGUUUCAACAGUGAUUUAGACAAACUCUUUCCAGAGAGAACUCACCACAAAAAGCAAGGACUUCAUAGUUCUGGAAGCCCCAGCCUGGUCUCAUCUCCUGAUGAACACUCGAGUGUUCGGAGUGGGGGAAGUGGUCAAGAUGGAAAUGCAGGAGCACGAACUGUACCUCCUAAGGAUGCUCAUAUUCACUCUAAACCCAAUCACUGGUACUCUAAUCUCUGUAACAGGUGGCUGUCAUUAUUUGGGGCCCUACUGAAGCUUCUCAUUAUGUUUCUGGUUCACUGGGGAUAUGCAGUUGCAAACAUUCUGGUGGUGUUUCUUGUCUGCCUUUAUGUUGGUCAUGCAAAUCCUGCUGUGAAACCUGGAUUAGCCUCAGAAUUCAAACUUUUCCGUUGGAUGAAGAAUGUGUUUUUAAGGCUUAUGGGGCGCCGGGUUCACGAGUAUGAACAAAUAGUAGUGACUCCAAUGCAUCCUGGAGUUGAAGUGUGUUCAGCACAACUGAAUGAAGAAAAUGAAGAUUUUGCUUCACGAAGGCGAUACCAUCAGUCAUCAACCGUCCAGGGUCAUUUUGUAAAUAUAGAUGAUGAUGAGUAAGUCUGAUUAACUUAUUUGAUGCAUUUUUUACUAAUUGUGACUGAGUGAAAAAUAUGAUGUGUAUUUGUGAUUAUGAGAGUAUUUAACUUGUGUGCAAGAUUACUAGUUUUAUAGGCAGCAGAUUGUAUGUAACAGAAUGUUGGAGUGUAAUAAAUUAUCAGUCUUGUAAAUUGCUUUGUGUUUCUCCUCUGUGAAAUUCCUUGUGUAGUUUUUGUAUGUAUUGCCGCAUUUUAAACUAUUGUCCUUUUCUUGAAUCUUCUGUGUCCUGUUUAAAUCCCUACUAGCUCAUGUAAUAUCAGAAUAGAUUUGAGUAUUAAAUAUCCAUAAGAAAAAGAAAAGAAACUUGAAAUUUUUUUUGUAAAUUUCUAAUGUUGGGGUAUUUUAAUACACACAAAAUGCUUUUCCUAAAUAGACACACUUUGAAAAGUAUAAUACUGGAGAGAAACCUUAGCUUGCAAUAUGUUUGUGAUAAAGUAUUAAAUGUUAUAGUCUGCAAAAUUAAUAGUUUAAAAAUAAAUUUACUGCCUCUUCAGUGUAAUAAAAAAAAUUAAAUCAGGGAGACUAUAAGAAAACAAAAGGUUUCAUUGCAGGAAUAUUAGAAUAACAUUUAAAAUACAUUAAUCGCAUUCAUAAAUGCUGGCAUGGAGACAUGGAGGAAUUGAUAUUGUCCUAAUUUUAUGUUAAAUCUGUGUGUGGUUUUGGACUCUUAAAUAGAAAUGUAAAUAGGGAUGUUCUCGUUUGCUUUGCAUUCAGUCUUGCUUUUGUGAUCGUUAUUGUAAUUCUUAAUUAAUGGUGCAAUGUAGUGAACUUUUUUCCUUCCCAUGAUAAAAACAAGACUUCAAUCAAAAAGAGGAAAGAGAAAAAGGAGCACAUUUUCAUAUUUGAAAUAUCAAAUGUAUAAAAAUUGAGAAAUGUGUUGUUUUUGUAGGUUUAUUUAGAGUUUAUUUAGCAAAAAGAAUGAUACAUUUUUACCUACGCUAUUCAUAAUUAUUGACAACAUGUGAUUGUGUAAUAUCAUUGUAAAUUUUUAUUUCUCAUUAUUCUCCUACAGAAUGUAAAUAAUCUGAUAAACAUCACACAUCGGUAGAUUUGACAUUUAUUGCCCAGCUUAAAAUACAUCACUGGUGAUCACUAUUCUGAGCAAGUGCUGACUGCAAUGAGAAAAGACACGUUUGUGCAAGAAUAAUUUGGAAUAAAGUUGUGUUUUUAAAAAAUGAAAUGUUUUAAUAAAUUUGGAAUUGAAACAUUCCAAAAGAAUUGUAAACAAAACAAGUUUAGAAUUCUUGCAAUAUUUACUUAUUUUUAUUGGGUGAAUAAAGAAAGUACUUUUUUUUCUAUUGGAAAAAUUGUCGUAUUAUUCACUUUCAAAUAAGUACCUAAACCAUACAAUUUCACUUUGUUGUAAACUAAACAGUUUUGUACUGAUAGCUUUGUAAAUUUUACUUGGAUUCUCUCAAUAAUGUAUUCAUUGAAUUUUCAAGGUGACUAUUUUUUUUUUAACAUUUAUAAAGCACAGCAAAAUCAUAAACUGAUUUAUCACAUUUUAUUACAUUAUUUUACUUCAAUAAAUUUCAAUUUCAGUAUAACCACAUUAAA